Ziziphus jujuba (common jujube) is the source of this 1538-nucleotide messenger RNA. Its product is annotated as monooxygenase 2. Bases 124 to 1428 code for a protein of 434 amino acids. The transcript has 6 exons. Lineage: Eukaryota; Viridiplantae; Streptophyta; Magnoliopsida; Rosales; Rhamnaceae. Gene Ontology annotation, molecular function: FAD binding. The record is from RefSeq and is a predicted model, not a curated record.
UCUGAGCCGAGAAACCGCCACAUCGCAACCACUUAUUUCUAUGGCUGACCAAUUAAACACCGAGACCUCUCUCUCUCUCUCUCUCUCUCUCUCUGCCAUUGACAAUCUUUGCGCUAAUCAGCCAUGUCUACAGCUUCUCUUUCUCUAGUGUUUCCGAAACCUAGUGCAUUUUCUCAGAACCAAUCUUGGUUUCAAGCUCGACCCAGAAACAAAACCAUUUCGACCAUUAUCAGAGCUCAAUCUGGUCCUCUGAAAGAGGAUGUUAUCAUUGUGGGUGCAGGAAUUGCUGGCCUUGCUACUGCUGUUUCCCUUCACAGGCUUGGAGUUCGAUCAUUGGUGCUUGAGCAAGCAGAAUCACUUCGAACUGGUGGAACUUCACUCACCCUUUUCAAAAAUGGGUGGAGGGUAUUGGAUGCAAUUGGAGUUGGAAAUGAUCUCAGAACCCAAUUUACAGAAAUUCAAGGGAUGGUGGUAAAGUCGGAAGACGGAAGGGAGCUGCGAACCUUCAAGUUCAAAGAUGAAGAUGAAAGCCAAGAGGUGCGCGCUGUGGAAAGGAGAAUACUACUGGAGACCCUUGCCAACCAACUGCCACCAGAUGCUGUUCGUUUUUCUUCGAAGCUGACAAAUAUAGGAAGAAGUGAAAAUGGUGAAACAGUCUUGGGACUGGUGGAUGGUACUCAGUUAUAUGGAAAGAUUGUGAUUGGUUGUGAUGGGAUCCGAUCUCCAAUAGCCAAGUGGAUGGGGUUCCCUGAUCCUAAGUAUGUAGGGCAUUGUGCAUUCCGUGGACUUGGAUUUUAUCCGGAUGGACAACCAUUUGAGCCAAAAGUGAAUUACGUCUAUGGAAGAGGAGUGAGAGCUGGAUAUGUUCCUGUUUCUCCUACUAAAGUUUACUGGUUUAUCUGCUUCAAUAGCCCAUCUCCAGGUCCAAAAGUUACUGACCCGUCUAUACUGAAGAAGCAAGCUAAAGAACUAGUUAGACACUGGCCUUUAGAUCUACAGAACAUAAUAGAUAUUACCCCAGAUGACACCAUCAAUAGAACACCCCUUGUGGACAGGUGGCUGUGGCCAGCUGUCAGUCCUCCAGCUUCAUCAGGAACAGUUGUGCUGGUAGGAGAUGCAUGGCACCCUAUGACUCCCAACCUUGGUCAAGGAGCUUGCUGUGCUUUGGAAGAUGCAGUUGUUCUGUCAAGAAAGCUUGCCAAUGCAAUCAAAUCUCAACCAGCAUCCAUCGAAGUUGCUCUAAAUUCAUAUGGAACGGAAAGAUGGCCCCGAAUUUUUCCACUAACAAUACGAGCAAAUCUUGUCGGAUCAGUUUUGCAGUGGGAAAACCCAGUGGUGUGCUCUGUUCGGAACAAUAUCAUCAUCCCCAAGCUAGUCAGUCUAGGACCAUUGCUGGAGCAUACAAAUUUUGAUUGUGAACCCCUAUAAAACAAGAUUGUGUUAUGUAUAGAGAUCAAUUUCAUCAUCUAUUUGGUUCCAUUGUUGGAUUAAAGAAAUUUGAUUGUUAAUCCUACAGAAAUUUGAUACCAUUUUAACUA